ACUAAAUUUGUAAAUGUACGGUGUACCCUUAAAGUAUUAGUUCGCAGUCUCAUGAUAAUUCUUUUUUGGCAGAAGAAAUCAACUAUAUAUCUCUCUCACUCAUAACACCUAUCACACUCUCCAUAAUUAUACACAGAUAAAUAAUCAAAUGAAGAUUCAAUGCGAUAUGUGUGAGAAAAAGGAGGCCGCCUUUUACUGCACCGCCGACGAAGCCUCCCUCUGCGAUGGCUGUGACCGCCGCGUCCACCAUGCCAACAAGCUCGCCAACAAACACCCUCGUUUCUCCCUCCAUUCUUCCUCCGAUCAACCCCCUCGCUGCGAUAUCUGCCAGGAGAGAAAAGCGUUUCUGUUCUGCAAAGAAGACCGAGCGAUUCUCUGCAGAGAAUGUGAUAUUUCGAUUCACAGAGCAAACGAACACACAAAACAUCACAAUCGGUUUCUUCUCGCCGGCGUUAAGCUGUCGGAUUCGUCUUCCUUUUACGAUAAUUCAUCGGAUCAAGCUCUGUGUUCUUCCAACUCAAAUGGAUCUAGAGAAGCCGAUAGCAGAAUAAACUCCGUUGUUUCCCAAACUAACAAUUCCACAUCAGUGAACGAUUAUUGUAACGGUGUGAGCCAUGGAGAAGGCGCUUCGAUAGAGGCCCGAAGCAUGUCGGAGUAUUUGAUAGAGACGUUACCUGGGUGGCAUGGUGAAGAGUUCGUCGAUCCUUCUGCUUCCAAUUACGGUUUCUUCUACGAGGGAUAUGACAGCGGUACAUGUACGUUGCCGUUUAUGGCACAUGAUUCUGACAACAAUGGAGAUUUGGGUAACUUAUGGCCAGAUGAUUUGGGUAUUCUGGUAAAUCCAUCAUCCGCCAUGGAUCAUCAGAUAUCAAGGUCAAUGAGAGUGUUCUCCAAUAAAGAUCAACAAACAUUCAACUCUUCAUCCAUCAAGAGACCAAGACAAUUAUGGUAGACUUGGUUCCUUUCUAUUCAAUAAUUUCAUUUCUUUUUCGUUAUGUUAAUGGAAUAUCUGUUAAAAGAAAUUCGAAUUACAGUUUCCGUUCAGUUUUUACGAGAGGGGAACGUGUUUCACAAAUUGAAUUUAUGAAAUUAUGAUAUUUUUUGUUAA
This is a messenger RNA of Lactuca sativa (garden lettuce), 1108 nucleotides long. RefSeq names its product B-box zinc finger protein 21. Gene Ontology annotation, cellular component: nucleus. The record is from RefSeq and is a predicted model, not a curated record. Gene Ontology annotation, biological process: photomorphogenesis; regulation of DNA-templated transcription. NCBI's taxonomy places the organism in Eukaryota, Viridiplantae, Streptophyta, Magnoliopsida, Asterales, Asteraceae. Gene Ontology annotation, molecular function: zinc ion binding.